GUCCUUGGCACGCCCAUGCCAUGGAUAUGCACUAUGGAAGAAACUACAUUGGAAUCAGACUUCAAUGGCAUCACUUUUCAUCGUGGUUGUAUUAAACCAUGCUGUGAAUUGGUUCGUGAGAAAUUUAGAAAGCAUUCUUCAAAUCAAAAUAAAAAGGCAGUUGAUCCCUGUGAAGUAUGGUGCAGUAAGCCAAUUCAUGUACUGAAAGACUAUUGCGAUGUGAUUAAAAUAUACGUUGUUUGGCCAUUUCUGCUUCAACUUGAAACUCAUCCUGAAGUAACUGCUAACCACACACGUUUCAGUUUGAAGAGGCUCCAGAAUAUUGAGGUUCUGGAAGACUUGGUCGACUUGUCUAAGAAAGUUGUGAACAAUCCAUUUUUUAUCAGUGGCAUAUUGAGUAUUGGAACCAGAAUAGAAAACCGAGAUUUUGAUCUUGUGGCAGCCCUUGACUGGGUGAAACGUACAGGGGAGUUCAGUGUUCUACAGAAAUUAGAAGAAUAUGGAAGUUUUUGUCAGCUUUCUCUAGAAGCUUUCUUUGUUGAAUAUAAACAUUAUAUAACUAAAGUUGCAGUGGAAGACUGCAAUUUAGUUGAAGAGUUUGAAGCACAGACUUGUGAAAAGUGUAUAAAGAAAAGUGAAUUUAUGAAAGAGAGAGGAAAUUGUGAGUUUUCCCAAAAAAAGCUGGAUUUUGCUAUAAGCUCAUACACUAAAGCCAUAGAAUUUUGUCCUGAAAACCAUCUUCUUUAUGGUAAUCGGGCUCUCUGUUUUCUUCACACUGGACAAUACAAGCAAGCUCUUGUUGAUGGAAAAAGGGCAACUAUUUUGAAGCCUAUCUGGCCAAAGGGUCAUUAUCGCUUCUGUGAGGCUCUCUCGCUGCUGGGAAAACAUGAAUAUGCCCUGGAAGCUAAUGAGAGGGCCCAAGAGCUCUGCAAGAAUAUUCCUGAGCAAGUUAAAGAUCUUAUUUCGCAAAGCACAAGGUUAAGGAAGGAAAUGGAAGAAAUUAAAGGUAUGAAAGCAAGUAAACACAGAACAAAGAAAUCAUUUUUUGAGAAAAAAGAAUUUGGUUCUCCACAGUCUAAUUUAUUCAAUUCUCAAGAAUCAAAAGAAAUAGACAAAGAAAGGAGGAGAAUACAAGUAGAUUCUAAAGACCACAGCUGUCAUAAAAAACACAAGGUGACUACUGAUGCCACAAGUGCUAAAACUAAAGACUGGUCUUCAGUGGUUCCAUCAGGAGAGAAUCACCAAAAUAAAGGAAAACCAAAGAACAAAACCUGUGAUUCUGAAAAGGCAAGAGAUCAUCUGUGUUUGAAGAUUGAUUCUAAAAAUAUCCAGGAUAAACACUCUAGUGCCGUCCGACAGGUGGAUUUAACUGUGUUGCCAGAAAUGUUGAAGACACUUGUUCAUGAUGGCUAUACAGCCUUGAUGGACCAACGUUGUCGCAGUGCUGAACAAGUCUUUUCAAAGUUAUUGAUUAUUUUGGAUCCUUCAGAGUUGAAGCAGCUGAAUCUUGCUGUUAUUGACUAUGUAGUAGUCAUCUAUGGAUAUGCCACUGCUCUCCUUGGAAUAGGACAGCCUGAGGAAUUAGCAAAGGCUGAAGACCAGUUUAACAAAAUAAUUGAGCAGUAUCACAAGGAGAGAUUUAAUUGCUUGGCACAUUUUGGAAUUGGAAAAGUGUACUUGAGACAAAACAGAUUUUCAGAUGCUAUAGAUCAGUUUAUGAAAUCACAGACAAUGAUUAACCAUAAAAUUGUACCUGGAACAUUAACGUGGCCCACAACUUCUGUUGUUAUUGAAGAGACUCGGACUGAAAAAUUACAGUUGAUGUUGGAGAAUUUCAUUGGUGAAUGCAAGUUUCCUCCAGAGCCAGAUGCAGUUUGUUCUUAUCAGCAGUUUCAUGGGCAUUCAAAAAUUCAAAUCUAUUUUACAGAUCCAGACUUCAAGGGUUUUAUACGUAUCACUUGCUCUGAGCAGUGUAAAGUGGAGUUUCACAUCAGCUGUUGGAAAAAGCUAAAAACUACCGUUUACAGUGAUAAAAAUGACAAGGAUCUUCUUCAAGCGUCAUGUUUCACUCCUGAUUGUAGAGGCCUCAUUUCAAAAAUUAUUAUCUUCAGUUCUUCCGGUAUCAUAAAAUGCAUGUUUGAACAAAAAAUCCCCAAAAUUAAGGAUCCACCAAGAGCCAGGGUUAAGCAGAAAUGUUCAAGUUCUAGGAUGCUAACAAUAAAAGAAGAAAAAAAACUUAAGAGAAAACGAGUAAAAGAAGAAGCACUGAAAUCUGCAAAAGAUAGUGUGGAAGAAAAUAAAAGGGAAAAUAAUGCAUCUAAGUAUGAUAAUCAUACAGAUCAUGUUCAGAGACACUUAUUUGCUAGUGAUAGAGUCCUACAGCAUAUUUUGCAGAAUGUUGAACAGAUAAGAACUGGUGUACAUGACACUUCCAGACUUCUCAGCGAACUGCUUUCUUGGUGGGUAAUAAGUGAGGAGGAUUACAGAAUGUGUUCCUCAAGUAGCAGCACAUCAAAUGAAGUGAUGGAGCAGCUCAUAAAUCAUUUAAUUCAGAAGAAGAAUAGAGUAAAGACAAGAAUUUUUGUUCAUGUGCUGAGUGAACUUGAAGAAGUGGAUCCCAAAUUACAUGAGUGGAUAAAAGAUCUUAACAGUUUUGGUUUGGAUGCCACAAAGAUCUUUUUCUCUCGUUAUGGAGAUUUUGUUAAAGAGCUUGACCUGAGGUUUAUAACCAUUCUGUGGAAUGAGAAGUAUGGCAGUAAAUUUGGCAAUGUGUUGACCAGCUAUGAAGAUAAUGAAAUUCUUAACUGUUUCUAUGAAGCAUCACUGAAUGAAACUCGUUGUGUAAUAUGGCUAUUAGAGGAUAAUAGAGAGAAUUUUCCAUCUUUGCAUCAAGCAUUAGAUGAAUUCUUUGAUAAAAUGGAUGGUCCAUGCAUUAUAUUAAAAAAGCAGGAAAAUGAAGAUAUCUCAACUAAUGGUAUCAAAGUUAAAAACAAAAGUAAGAAGAAGAAAACAAAAGAAUCAAGACCUAUUUUAGUACUUUCUGGUGGAGUUGGUGCAGUCACCCGAGAAGACGACAGUGUAUUUCCAGAAGAAAAUACUUUAAGUUUUAUGAAUCCUGGUGAGCCUUUUAUAAUUCCAGAAUAUCUUCGUGAUCAAGUGGAAGAGUUUGAAGCUCUGUUUGACAAUGUUUCAGACAGUAACAAUUAUCAGAGACUUUUGGAUAAUAACCCAGACCCAACUUGUGAAAGUUUAUAUUACACCGAAGAGGUUGAGAGAGUCUCGCGGGAGGUCUCCAAGCUGGAAAUCCAGUCUUGUGGCAACGUCUACGGCACCAUCAUCGUUGACGCCGGCACUGAGCAACUUCCUAGAGGUGCUGUUCCAGUCAUCGGCACUGGGACCUUCAGCAUCAGUCUCUUCAGCACUGAUGCACGUCUUGGCACUGUCACAGGCUCUGGCAUCGACCAUGUGGAACUUGCCGGUACCCCAAUCGAUGGUGACGUCGACUUCUUAGGGACUAAUGGUAUCAAAGUUAAAAACAAAAGUAAGAAGAAGAAAACAAAAGAAUCAAGACCUAUUUUAGUACUUUCUGGUGGAGUUGGUGCAGUCACCCGAGAAGACGACAGUGUAUUUCCAGAAGAAAAUACUUUAAGUUUUAUGAAUCCUGGUGAGCCUUUUAUAAUUCCAGAAUAUCUUCGUGAUCAAGUGGAAGAGUUUGAAGCUCUGUUUGACAAUGUUUCAGACAGUAACAAUUAUCAGAGACUUUUGGAUAAUAACCCAGACCCAACUUGUGAAAGUUUAUAUUACUAUUUCUCCCAGAUCUUGGAGGAACAUGGUCCAAUGAAAAUUGAUGAUAAAUUGUUAGUUGGAGAAUAUGAACAUUUCCCUGAAGAAGCUUGUAAGAUUGUGGAAGAUGCAGGUGGUCUGAAACCUUUCCUUCUAGAAUCCCUUCGUUUUGUUAUGAUGGAUGAUCUUAUUGGCUUAAUGAAACAUGCAGUUCUACUUACGGAAAAUACUGAUACAGAAGAAGAUACUAGAAAUGAAGAGGAAAAUCAUAUAGCUUAUGAAAAUAUUAAUGAAAAUUAUCAAAGCAGAUUACAAUUAAACCCAGCUGCUGAGGAAUUCAAACCAGUGUCUUAUAUGCCGGUUCCUAGUAAUACUACAGUAACAAAUUCUGAAAAUCUAGAUUAUUCAAUCCCAGGACAUUCCUCAAAUAUUUCUUAUAUCUCCGUGUAUUCUGUGCCUAGUCGGAGUAUCAAUACCAUAGAAGAAUCACUAUCUUCUUCAGAUGUAUUGCUGCACUCCUCUAUGUAUGAUAAUCAAGAUCUACCUCUGAGUGAGGUUUCCUCAUGUUAUGAAAGUGAAAGAACAUUCCCAAUGAUUUCUCAAAUACUUCCUAUACCAGAUGUUGCCAGGCAACCUAAUUAUAUAUAUGCUGAUUAUGAAGCUCCUCUUGAUAUUGAUAAAGCAACAAUAUCAGACAGAGAGUACGUAUCUGGCAAUCAUAUACCAAAUCAAAUGCAAGCAUACCAGGACCCUCAGUAUGUAUUGGGGAAGUCGAUCUACAGCAUUUAUGGAGAUAAUCUUGACCAGAGUAUGAGCAGUAUUAAGGAAGUUAAAUAUGAUCAGUCUGCUGUUAAGAUGGAGCUAGAGAAUAAAAGUACUCCUGUAAUGAAAAAUAUUCCACUUACAAAGAUGAUAGCUAUUCAGGUAAAUCAGGAAUUAACAGCUAGAGAGGCUAAUACCAUGCCUUUUUAUCCAUUUGAAACUCAACAAGGAGAUAUUUUACGUAUGGAAAAAGAGCAUCAGGUAUUACAAGAGCAACUUAAGGAAGCAAAGGAAAAAUAUGAACAGUUACAGUGCCGAAGCUCAGAAGAGAUGAGUGUUUUAGAAGAGCAGUUAAAAAAAAAAGUUGAAGAAAAUGAGAUUUCACAGAAAGAGUUGCAGUGGUUUCACCAAGAUUUAGAAACAGAAGUUAAGAAAUGGCAACAAGAAAAGAAAGAAAAUCAAGAGAAAUUAAAAGCAACAAAGAAUACGUCCAAAAAACUUGCAGAUAGUAAUGAGAUGUACUUGAGGAAUAUUGAUGAGAAGGACAAGCAAUAUGCCAUGUAUUUGGAUACAUUUCUGGAGACCAGUAAUAGAUUUGCCAAUGAAAAAGUUCAGCUGGAAGAGCUAAUAAAAAAGAGCAAAGAUAAUUGCCAGGAGUGUAUUAAAAGAGCUGUUGCUGCAGAGGUGUCAGUACUUGAAAAUCGGAAGAACACUGAAUUAUGCAAGUUAUGCAGCAUAGCUGCAAAUGCAGAAACAAAUCUUAAAGUCCUAAAGUUAAUGAGCAGUGCUCCCACUUCAGUGUUACCUCAGUUGAAGUCACAGAUUGAUUCUUGGGAAACAUUUAUUUCAAAUAUCAAGAAAGAAAAGGAAAAAAUAGAGUCUCAGUAUGAAGAGAGAAUUCACUUAGUGAAAAAUGGUACACAACUAAAUGAUAUCUCUGAAGUGCAAGUUGCUGAUCUUCAGUCUCCUCCUAGCAUCUCAGUAAUGCAAGGCAACCCUCCUAUUAAUGAUCCAGCCAUCGUAAUGUAUUCAUCUGCACUCGUAUGUCCCAAUUUGCUUCCUGCAUUUUCAAGCACAAAAGAUCUAAGUCCAAUUCAUUCUACAUUUAAUGAGCAAACUGGAAAGAAAAGAGCAGAUAAAAGUUCUAAUCCUUGUUCUGCAAAGAAUGGAUCAGUGAACCUACCCUGUAAAACUUCAGGAGCAUCAUACUUUGAUAAAGUCCCAGUAACCCAGUCAUCAGGGAUUUCUGGAAGUACUGCUCAGAACAUCCAGCCAAACCAAAGUCAGCUAGAUGAUCCAGCAUCAGCUACGCGUUUGGAAGCUGCUAAAGUUCCAAACAAGAAGGCACUUUCAAAAGUCCUGGACAGUAUCAUUGAAUGUCUAAAAGCGAUAUUUCCACACUAUACAAGAUCUGAACUUACUGACUUCAUUAAAAAAGUACAAAUUAAAAAUGGAAACAAACUUUCAGGAUUGAGCUCAGAUGAAAUCUUGACCAGAGUUACGGAACUAAUUCUGGACCAUCAAAAUAAUAAAAAGUCUCCAACC
This is a messenger RNA of Pelodiscus sinensis (Chinese soft-shelled turtle), 6090 nucleotides long. The record is from RefSeq and is a predicted model, not a curated record. Lineage: Eukaryota; Metazoa; Chordata; Testudines; Trionychidae.